Carica papaya (papaya) is the source of this 2878-nucleotide messenger RNA. RefSeq names its product Pentatricopeptide repeat (PPR-like) superfamily protein. Gene Ontology annotation, molecular function: RNA binding; protein binding. Gene Ontology annotation, biological process: RNA modification. The record is from RefSeq and is a predicted model, not a curated record. NCBI's taxonomy places the organism in Eukaryota, Viridiplantae, Streptophyta, Magnoliopsida, Brassicales, Caricaceae.
UUCAAAUCAAUUGACACAUGCCAUGCUUGAGACCACAGCGUCCGUCCAUGUCGUUUCGCGCCCUUUCACUCUUUCAAAACUUCAUCCGUCUCUGCAACAACUUCUGGUCGAGAAACUGCUAAAAAUCUUGAAGAAAUGUGGAUCAACCAAGUUUGUACAACAAAUUCACACACGAAUGCUCGUAAACUCCAUCAAAAAAGAAAACUUUCUUCUUUCGAAAGCCAUUGACCUCAACGACUACGCUUAUGCCUCCCGCCUUUUCUCGCAGAUGCAGGAACCAGACGACUACGCUUUCAAUGUCAUGAUCCGCGGAUUAGCCACCACAUGGCGAAAGUUCUCCGCCACUCUCGAACUCUACUAUGAAAUGAAGUUUCAGGGCUUAAAGGCAAAUAAUUUCACUUACCCUUUUGUGUUCAUCGCGUGCGCGAAUCUUCCGGCGCUGAAUCAUGGAAAAUCCGGCCAUUCAUCGAUUUUUAAACUUGGGUUGGAAAGGGAUGCUCAUGUUAAUCACUCUUUGAUUACUAUGUAUGCUAGGUGUCAUGAGCUGCGCUGUGCGCGUAAAGUGUUCGAUGAAAUUGCUGAAAGAGAUUUGGUUUCUUGGAAUUCAAUGAUUUCUGGUUAUUCCCAGAUGGGUUAUGCCAGAGACGCGGUGGGUUUAUUUGGGAGGAUGAAGGAGCAGGGUUUUGAGCCUGAUGAGAUGACGCUAGUUAGUGUUCUGGGGGCAUGUGGGGACUUGGGGGAUUUGAGUUUUGGGAGGUGGUUGGAGGAUUAUGUUGUGGAGAAGAAGAUAGCAAUGAAUUCGUUUGUGGGGUCUGCGUUGAUUGAUAUGUACGGAAAGUGUGGGGAUUUGAUGUCAGCAAGGAGGAUAUUUGAUGGAAUGAGGAAGAAGGAUGUGGUCCCCUGGAAUGCCAUGAUCACGGGAUAUGCACAAAAUGGAAUGUCAGAUGAAGCACUGGUGCUGUUUCGUGGCAUGAAAGAGGCAGGAAUAAGCCCAGAUAAAAUCACAUUGGUUGGAGCAUUAUCCUCAUGUUCUUCAGUUGGGGCCCUUGACAUGGGAAAAUGGAUUGAGGUCUAUGCAUCAGAAAGAGGUUUGCAACAUGAUAUCUUUAUUGCUACUGCUUUAGUUGAUAUGUAUGCAAAAUGUGGGAGUUUAAACGAUGCAUUAAGAGUUUUUGAAGACAUGCCUGUGAAAAAUGAGGUUUCCUGGAAUGCCAUGAUCUGUGCCCUUGCUUUUCAUGGUCAAGCCCGAGAGGCCUUAUCACUAUUUAAGCGCAUGUCAGAGGAUGGUGGGACUGCUUGCCCAAAUGAUAUCACAUUUGUUGGAGUACUUUCUGCAUGUGUGCAUGCUGGACUUGUGGAUGAAGGUCGUGAAUUAUUUUAUCAGAUGAGUUUAUCAUUUGGGUUAAUCCCAAAAGUUGAACAUUAUUCUUGCAUGGUUGAUCUUUUGGCACGAGCAGGACAUCUUCAGGAAGCUUGGGAUAUUGUAGAGACGAUGCCUCAAAAACCGGAUGAAGUCAUAUUGGGGGCAUUGCUUGGUGCCUGUCAGAAGCGCAAGAAUGUAGAUAUUAGUGAGCGGGUGAUGCAACUACUUCUAGAGAUUGAACCUUCAAAUUCUGGAAACUAUAUUAUCUCGUCAAAGAUAUAUGCUAACUUGAGAAGGUGGGAUGAUUCAGCAAGGAUGAGGAUAUUGAUGAGACAGAGAGGUGUAACAAAGACUCCGGGCUGUAGCUGGAUUGAGAUUGGAGAUCAACUUCAUGAAUUUCGUGCAGGUGAUGGCCUACAACAUAACUCAAUGAAUAUUUGCCAACUGUUUAAUUUGCUUAUUGAAGAAAUGAAGAGGGAAGGUUACAUUCCAAAGGUUGACCGUAUAUAAUGAUGAAAAGUUGACUUCUUACUCACCAUUCAUCAAUCUUAUGAGGAACUGGAACAUGAAACUUUUCAUGGAAAUUUUUUGGAACCUGCAAAGGGAUCAUGCAGAAGUACAAACUGAGGUACCAAAAGACAACCGGUCUCUCUUUUGAGGAUAAAAAUGAUAAGAGUUAAGGAGGAUGCUACAUUUUGAAAUCUAAUAUUUUGGUACCAGUGUAGCCUAGCAAUUCUCUUUGGUCAUGACCAUUGCGGUUUUCAAUUGGUUGAGGAAUAUCUAGUUCGGGUUAUAGCUACUGCUAUUAAAGAAAGUUCAUGGCUACAAUCUCAUUGAAAUGCAAACAGAAAGGCUCCUUUCCACAAUUGCCAAUAACACCUACGAAUAUUCCAUGAGUUUGAACCUAUGACCUCUGUGAAAAGAAUGAAGCACUCUACCACUUCGGCUGAUCUGGAAACAGAAGGACUCAUUUGCAUUGGUUAGGCCUGGAUGGGAUGUACAACUUAUUUGGUUUCCUGGUCAUUCUGAUAACAAUGCAUUCUCAUGGCAUGUCAUGUGGAUUGUCCCAAGUUAAACAAUGAUGUUCGCAUGGAUAUCUAUAUAUGACGGGGAUUACAUAGUUGCUUGACAAGUUGGAGAAAGCCCUUUAAACUUCAAUGGCUUUUGGUUUAUGGUUGUCAAGAGCAAGACACUGAAAUUAGCUAUGGAGAUUAGCAGCUGUUUGAAGUGGACAAUAUGGGAAUUGGGUUUUAGCCAACAGCAACAUUUCAGGCCUAAAAUCUCACGCUGAGGCAAAAAUCACAAUGCUAACCUACCCUCUUCUCAGGUAACCUUUUACUCUCAUUUGGACAUAUGACUAUCUUGUUUGCCAGACAAAUCAUUCAUAUAGCCCAUACUUGCAGGGCCUCGAAAUUUUGAGCUCUCUUGGCUGGAUCUCCAUGACAUUUUCUUUUAAAAUUAGUAAGAGAUAAACUAUAAUAUUGUAAUACUACAAACUCCAAUUCAUAUAGCCCA